This is a messenger RNA of Eucalyptus grandis, 2584 nucleotides long. Its product is annotated as pentatricopeptide repeat-containing protein At2g17210. The transcript has a single exon. Gene Ontology annotation, biological process: RNA modification. Lineage: Eukaryota; Viridiplantae; Streptophyta; Magnoliopsida; Myrtales; Myrtaceae. The coding region runs from base 98 to 2413 and encodes 771 amino acids. Gene Ontology annotation, molecular function: RNA binding; protein binding. The record is from RefSeq and is a predicted model, not a curated record.
CUACGAGAAUGCAUUAGAAAAAAAAUCUACCAAAUGCGUGCAACCAUUCUGUCCAUGAUGCAAAUUGGGUCCUCGAAGGUGAAAGAUUCAGCUCUAUAUGAACGAUGAACCGAUCGAAAGGAAGGAACUUUACAAUCUGUUUCUACUCCGGCAUUUGAAAAAAUAUGGUCUUGGAUCCUUUGCAAUGCGAUCGCAUUUGAGCCCGUCGUUCCCGAGGAUCACCAGCACAAUCUCGCGGUUCAAAGAACUGUCCUGCAACGGGAGUUGGCAUGAAGUGUUGGUCCACUUCAACGAGGCGAAGCGAGCGGGAGUUGAGAUCACCGAGCCUUCUGUGAUUAAUUCCGUCGUCAAAGCGUCUUCAAAGCUAUCGAACGAACAACAUGGGAAGCCCAUCCACGCUUGGUUGCUCAAGCAGGGUCUCGACGCGUUCUCCUCCGUCAGCAACUCCAUCAUGGACUCCUACAUGAAGUGCAGGGACUCGGAAUCUGCCUUGGGCGUCUUCCGGUCCAUGGAAAGCAGGGACUCCGUGUCGUGGAACGUGCUCAUUCAUGGGUUUCUUCAUCGCGGAGAUUUGGGACGAGGGUUGUCGUGGUUUCAGCGAGCCAGGGUCGAUGGAUUCGAACCCAGUGUCUCCACUUUGGUGCUGGCUAUCCAGGGGUGUCGCAGCAUCUGGUUGCUGAACGAGUUAUUUGAGCUACAUGGUUAUAUGAUAAAGAUUGGGUUCUGGGGAUCUGUCUCGGUGCAGAACUCUUUGUUAGGCGCGUAUGCAGACAUCGAUAUGGAGCGUGCAGAGGACAUGUUUGAUGAAAUGCUUGAGAGGGAUGUCAUAUCAUGGAGUGUGAUGAUAGCUGGGUAUCUUCAUAAUGAGGAAGCUGAUCUUGGGUUGCGGAUGUUUGUGAAGAUGGUUUCGGAGGCCAAGAUUGACCCUGAUGAGGUGACUCUAGUGAGUGUCCUGAAAGCUUGCGCUAAUAUCCAGUCUUUGAUUGUGGGAAAGAUGGCCCAUGCCUUUGUGCUCGGGAAGGGUUUGGAUGCUGAUUCGUUCAUUGAGAAUUCUUUGAUCGAUGUGUAUUGCAAGUGCAGAGAUGUCGAUUCUGCAGUUAGCGUUUUCAGAGAUAUGACGGGGAGGAACCUUGUCUCGUGGAACUCGAUAGUCUCUGGAUAUGUUCUUAAUGAGAAGUACUUGGAAGCCCUGUCGAUGUUUCAUUCAAUGGGAAAGGAAGGGAUUGAGGCAGAUGAAGUGACUCUUGUGAAUGUCCUUCAGACAUGCAAGCAUUACGUGGACCUUUCCUGGUGCAAGUCAGUACACUGUCUAGCUUUGAGGAAGGGAUAUGAAUCGAAUGAUUUUCUUUAUAACUCUCUGACUGAUGCAUAUAUAAAAUGUGGUAGAAUAGAGAUUGCCUGGGACCUUUUCAAUGGCAUGGAGGAAAAAGACACAGUUUCAUGGAGCACAAUGAUUUCUGGGCUUACCUACAAUGGGGAGCCUGACGAGGCCAUCGUAGCGUUCAACAAGAUGAUACAUGCUCAAGGGAGGCCGAAUGCCGUUACCAUCAUCAAUUUGCUUGAGGCUUGCUCAGUUUCGGCCGAACUGAAAAGGUCAAAAUCCGCCCAUGGAAUAGCAAUCCGGACAUGUCUGGCAAUAGAAGUAGCUGUUGGAACUGCCAUUGUCGAUAUGUACUCAAAAUGCGGCGCAAUAGAAUCGUCAAGAAAAGUUUUCGACCGAAUGUCCGGCAAAAAUGUCCUCUCAUGGAGUGCCAUGGUAGCUGGGUACGGCAUGAAUGGCCUUGCGCAUGAAGCCCUAACUAUGCUUGCCGAGAUGAAGCUGCACAACAUUAAGCCCAAUGAAGUGACUGCCCUCUCCGUUCUAUCGGCUUGUAGUCACGGGGGCUUGGUCGAGGAGGGGAUUUCCUUCUUCCAAUCAAUGGUCGACGAGUAUGAUCUCCACCGAGGGUUAGAACAUUAUUCAUGCGUGGUAGACAUGUUAAGCAGAGCAGGAAAGUUCGAUAAAGCCAUAGACUUGAUGAGAGAGAUGCCCGAAGGAUUGGAGGCUAAGGCCAGUGCUUGGGGGGCGCUGUUGAGUGCUUCUAAAAGCUUUGGAAACAAAGACAUGGGCAAGGAUGUCGUUCCUCGGAUUCUUGAGUUGGAACCGUCGAAUUCAGGAAACUACAUGCUUGCGUCGAGCAUGUAUGCUGCAGGUGGUUUGUGGAGCGAUGCUGCAAGGAUGAGGAGGCUGGCAAAAGAGAGAGGGAUCAGCGUGGUGGCUGGGUACAGCGCUGUUAAUGUUAACGACAGAUCAUGUAGGUUCAUUGCCGGGGACGAGUCACAUCCACAAGGCCGUGAGAUACAAUCCACGGUGAAGCAGUUGCAUCGCUGCAUGAGGAUCGGCAGGAGCGGCGAUUUGAUGGUCGAAUGCUAAUCCAUCAGAUUUUUGUUAACCUGUUCAUCCAAUGAAGGGCAGCCCAGAUCAUGAUGUAUUACUUAAAAGGCUCUGUUUAAUGCUUGUAGUUUCUCUCUCCCUGGCAGAUGCCGGUUUAAGCCUCACUAAAUCCAACUUCACUUUUCGACCAAAAAAAAAAAUCCAACUUCA